Messenger RNA from Mixia osmundae IAM 14324, 414 nucleotides. RefSeq lists its product as uncharacterized. The transcript is spliced from 4 exons. The coding region runs from base 1 to 414 and encodes 137 amino acids. NCBI's taxonomy places the organism in Eukaryota, Fungi, Basidiomycota, Mixiomycetes, Mixiales, Mixiaceae. Gene Ontology annotation, cellular component: ubiquitin ligase complex. The record is from RefSeq and is a predicted model, not a curated record.
AUGGGACGAGCCAUAGCGACAUUCCUGGUGGCUUCGAGAGUGUACGGCUGCGCCAAAUGUCACGCUCACCUCGCAACGGUCGAAACGAUGAUCUCCAGGCAAUUCACGGGACAGCACGGAAGAGCAUUCCUGUUCGAUCAAGUGUUCAACAUCGAUCUCGGACCUGCAGAGGACAGAACGAUGACAACAGGUCUCCAUACCGUUCGAGACAUCUACUGUGCUCGUUGCGGCACCACACUCGGUUGGAAAUACGACAAGGCCUUCGAGCAAGCACAGAAGUACAAGGAAGGGCGCUUCAUUCUCGAGAAGAUGCUCUUGUGCGACCAGCCCCCGCUGCCCAAAGACGAGAGUCUCGAAAUCCUCCCGGCCGAACGCGUUCCCCCGCGCUCGACGGCCAACGCCGUGCACCUCUAG